Schistocerca cancellata (South American locust) is the source of this 2688-nucleotide messenger RNA. RefSeq lists its product as uncharacterized. NCBI's taxonomy places the organism in Eukaryota, Metazoa, Arthropoda, Insecta, Orthoptera, Acrididae. The record is from RefSeq and is a predicted model, not a curated record. The coding region runs from base 1 to 2688 and encodes 895 amino acids. The transcript is spliced from 3 exons.
AUGAAGGUGUGGUGCGGCCUGCUGGUGGUGGCCGUGGUGCUGGAGUCGGCCCUGGCCUUGGACCUGGGCCUGAGCAGCCUGUUCGGCGGCAGCAGUGAUGCCGGGAAGGAGGCUGUAGCUGAGGCGGCAGAGGGCGCGGACGUCAGCCCCAGCGCCGGCGCGGCCGCCGACUCCGCGGAGGGCAAGCAGACUAUGGCGCCGCCGCUGCAGCUGCCGGGCCUGCCGCCGCUGCCGGGCAUCCCGGGCCUGCCGGCGCUGCCCACGCUGCCGCCGCUGCCCGUCACGCUGCCCUCGCUACCUGGCAUGCCGCCCAUACACCGCACCGAGACCGUCUACGCCACGCGCACCGUCUUCGUCGAGGUAACGAAGAAGGUGACGGAGCACCCAGUGUGUGUGACUAUGUACGGCGUCAAGCCGCCCUGCUUCGGACCGCACGAGCACGGCAAGUACCGCGAGAACGAAGACGACGAAGACGACUACCCGGAGGAGGGGCUCUACAUCAGCCCGUCUUCCGCCAAGAGGAUCACCGCCACAGCCGCUCCCGACUCUGGUCUGCAUUUCGAGUACCGCGAGGGUCGCAGUUCCGAACUGGACAGCACCGCGCUGGAGGGGAGCACCUCGCUGGAGGCGUCCGCGGGAGACGCCGAGAGCGAGCGCGAAGCGCGCUACCUGGAGUUCCGCCGCGCCACGCCGGCGCCCGAAGAGGUGGCCACGGCUCUGGAGGAGACAGCCCUCGCCCUGCCCUCCGAGAAGCAGCAGCGCGUGUUCAACAACCUGCUGCCCGCCGUCAUCGUCACGAGGAUACUCACUAAGACGCUCUGGGUGACCAAAGUGGAAAAGAUCAUCGACAAACACGUGACAGCCACUAUGGAAAUCAAAAACUGCGUACCUCCUGAUAGCAAGAUCCCGUUCUGCAAAAAGAGUGACAAGCCCAAACCGCCGCCACCUGUUCACAAACCCGAUCACUAUGACUAUGACCACUACGACCACAAUCCCAGUCAUGAUGAUCACAAACCUGACUACUAUGAUGACAAACCUGACCACUACGAUCACAAACCAGGUCCUUAUAACCAUAAACCAGCACCAUAUGAUCACAAAGCACCUUCUCAUCCUCCUCCAAAACCGGAUUACUAUGAGCACAAACCGCAUCACCCUCCUCCUCCUCCACCAAAACCGGAUUACUACGAUCACAAACCAGACUAUCCUCCUCCUCCCCCUCCAAAGCCAGAUUACUAUGAUCACAAACCAGACCAUCCUCCUCCUCCCCCUCCAAAGCCAGAUUACUACGAUCACAAACCAGACUAUCCUCCUCCUCCCCCUCCAAAGCCAGAUUACUAUGACCACAAACCGCACCAUCAUGCUCCACCUCCUCCUCCCUCAAAGCCAGAUUACUAUGACCACAAACCGCAUCCUCCUCCUCCUCCUCCUCCAGCAAAACCAGAUUACUAUGACCACAAACCCGACCAUCCUCCCCCUCCUCCUCCAAAGCCAGAUUACUAUGACCACAAACCGCAUCCUCCUCCUCCUCCUCCAGCAAAACCAGAUUACUAUGACCACAAACCCGACCAUCCUCCCCCUCCUCCUCCAAAGCCAGAUUACUAUGACCACAAACCGCAUCCUCCUCCUCCUCCUCCAGCAAAACCAGAUUACUAUGACCACAAACCCGACCAUCCUCCCCCUCCUCCUCCAAAGCCAGAUUACUAUGACCACAAACCGCAUCCUCCUCCUCCUCCUCCAGCAAAGCCAGAUUACUAUGACCACAAACCAGACCAUCCCCCACCUCCUCCUCCUCCAAAGCCAGAUUACUAUGACGACAAACCGCAUCCUCCUCCGCCUCCUCCUCCUCCUCCGCCUCCAAAGCCAGAUUACUAUGACCACAAACCAGACCAUCCUCCACCUCCUCCUCCUCCUUCUCCAAAGCCAGAUUACUAUGACCACAAACCAGACCAUGCUCCCCCUCCUCCUCCUCCUCCAAAGCCAGACUACUAUGACCAUAAACCGCAUCAUCCUCCUCCUCCUCCUCCACCAAAGCCAGAUCACUAUGACCACAAACCAAAGCCCCACCCCCCUCCACCUAAGCCAGAUUACUCUCCUCACCCACCUAAGCCAGACUACCUUCCAGCCCACUAUGACUACAAACCAGACCACCCUCCCCCUGCGCCUAAGCCAGACUAUCCUCCACAUCCUCCCAAGCCAGACUACCCUCCAAAACCAGCCCACUAUGAUCACAAACCUGCGUCCUCACCUCAUCCAGUCCCUCCACCUAAACCAGACCACUAUAAGCCAGUACAUGAAACGAAACCCGAACACUUUGAUUACAAGCCAGAUCAUCACGAAUACGACUAUCCUGAACCUUCACCAAAGCCUGUUCACGUUAAGCCUGUUUACGAUGACCAUGAUUAUGAUUAUGACCACAAACCAGCACAUCCUGACAGCAAGCCCGCUCAUCCUCAAUAUGAUCUUGAACAUGACUACAAGCCUGGCCACUACAAACAUUCUUAUCAUCACUUCAUUAAUGGAGACAACGAAACUGAAAAGCCAGAGCCGGUCUCGACACCACCAAAUGAGCAUGACGACGAAGAAUCACCACAUAAGCCACCACUGACAGAGGCCAUUCCUCCUCCUCCUACGACACCAUCUCCUUCAACUCCUCCAGUGAAAGCACCCUCUUCAGCCAAAGUGCAAUGA